UAUGUCUACAAUCAUUUAAUACGUCAUUUUUUCUUGUCUUUUAGCAGCACUCAAAUUAUUUAUCCCAGAUACGAGCUUAUCCAGAGCAGAUUCCCCAGUGACGGGCUCAAGCGUAAUCGCAACUUAGCAGGUCAAGCGAAGGCAGCGCCCUCGACCACUACUGAGCGACCUUUUCUGCGUGUCUGGAACAGCUUUUUGCGCAGCGUGCAGCCGAAUUUCGGCCUGCAUAAUCUGACCAAUCCGUUGGUCAACUUGUUCAACAAUGGCAACACCAACAUCGUUGAAACGCUGCCAGUGCAAGCUGUGUACACUGACGAGCAUGAGGAACAGCUGCAGCAGGAACAGUCAUCGACAUCUGGAACGCAGAAUGCCAACAAACGCAAGCGUAAGCGGCGAAAGCAACAAAAGCGUAGACCAGUAUAUGACUCACAGGAGCAGGAUGAUCCUUAUGACUACUACGGCGCCCCAUUACCCGUGUCGCUGCCACAGCACCAACCAAUGUUCUACUAUGGUCCGAGCGACUACUACGGCAUGCGUCGCUUGCAACACUAUAAUGAUUAUGCCGUUCAGCCAAACUAUUAUGAUCAAUACUUUGAAGGUAAUUUACUGCCAGAAGAUGACGCACAGGAUGCUGCUGAGGAGAACCUAGGUGAACUUAAUGCAAAAGCGUAUACCGUACUGCGACCAAUCAGCUUGGCUAUUAAAUUGCCCAACGAAGAAUUAUCAGUAGAAACAACACUUGACGAAUCAAACGACGAGAAUUUAGCAUAUGAAGGCGAAGAUGAAACUUACGGAAUCGUUACUGAAGGUGGCGUCGGUUCUGCAGCAACCGAUGCAACGAACGACGACCAUGAGCUCUCUGAGAGCAUGCGCAAUGCACUUGGCGCAUAUAUGCGAGACGAUCACCGCAACCGUCAGCGCCAGCGUCAAUCCGACACACAUCGAGAAAUGGGAGCGCCAGCUAAAGUAAAACCACGCAAGCACCAGCGUUACUUACUUGCUGCACGCCUGGUUAAGAAUCAUCAAUAA
This is a messenger RNA of Drosophila novamexicana, 1029 nucleotides long. RefSeq lists its product as uncharacterized. The transcript has a single exon. The annotation marks the transcript as partial. The record is from RefSeq and is a predicted model, not a curated record. Lineage: Eukaryota; Metazoa; Arthropoda; Insecta; Diptera; Drosophilidae.